AUGUCCACCCAACAGUACCAGGAAACGAAAGAGAUUGAGGAUCUAAGGAAAUUGAGGUCUGUACUCGCUGCAAUCAAACAGACGGUUGACGAUGUACAUAAAGACAUCGAGACUGCAAGGGAGAACAAGGUCGCCACUAACGAGGAGCUUGUAAAGCUAGAAGACAUAAUAAGGAGAUUUGCCAUGCUGGUAUAUUAUGACGAUGCCAGAGUAUGGGCUAACAUAGAUCAUGCCUUGAAAGAUCAACUAAUCUUGAAGGUUAUAUCGUCUCUAGAAUGCCUGAUAUGCUCAGAGGUGAUGCAUGUGCCGUUUCUUGCUUCUUGCGGCCACUCCUUCUGUUACAACUGUCUCAAUGCAUGGUUUGCCACGAAGGUGAACUGUCCGACCUGUCGAUCAGAACUCGAACAGGCUCCAGUGCUCAACAUACGACUCAAAGAUAUCAGCAAAAACAUCACAGACAUCGUGAUAGAGACGAUGGAAGAUGCACAUCAUAAAGAACAACUCGAAACCGCACGACAGUCGGUAUUAGAUGACUUUGAGGAGGCCAAGAAGAAAAAAUCAUUGUUUGACGAGGCCUUCAAUAGUGCAUUAACUCUCGUCGACAACUCUGAUGGAGUGCCUAGAUGUGGUAACUGCCAUUGGGAAGCUCACGGAUCAACAUGUUUACACUGUGGAGCUCGUUUCAGAGUCCCAAGAGAAGAUCUGUACUUUGACUCAGAAGACGGCGAUGCAUAUAACGAAGAUAGGGAAGAGGUUGAACUUUAUGGAGAUGAACGGGAUGCGUACGAUUCAGAAGACAGUUUUGUUGACUCUCGUGGACUAAACGACAUACAGAGAGAGAGAUAUGUGGAGCCUGGGGACGAAAUACUAUCAUCAGGAGAAGAUGAAGACCUUCGAAGCCAGAGUAGCGACCUGUGGGGAGGUUUUCGAGAGGACGGUGGUCGUUACGGCCUUAAUGCUGAUGAGAUGAAUAGCGACGCAGAGGAUAUGGAGCUGGCAGUAAGACGUCUACACGACCAGGACUUAGAUGAUUAUCAAUAUUUGAGUGACAAUCAGCUGUGGUCAAUUCAAGACAUAUCAUCAGGAAAUGAAGCUGCUAGUGACUCAGAGCCCGAGACACAAAGAAGCCGGCGAAGCCGAACCAUUGUCAGAAUUAUUAGAUUGCAAAAGUUGUACCAGAACUCCAACCAGAGGUUGUGGUUGAGAGGCCCCCGCUCCAAGGCUUUGGUGUACCCAUUCUACGCCUUGUUCACCGUGUCCACGGCUGUUCCAUUGUACUACACUGGCAGAGCCCUCUUUGGUAUCAAGGCCGAGUAA
Messenger RNA from Candidozyma duobushaemuli, 1317 nucleotides. RefSeq lists its product as uncharacterized. The coding region runs from base 1 to 1317 and encodes 438 amino acids. Gene Ontology annotation, biological process: protein monoubiquitination; DNA damage tolerance. The transcript is spliced from 4 exons. NCBI's taxonomy places the organism in Eukaryota, Fungi, Ascomycota, Pichiomycetes, Serinales, Metschnikowiaceae. The record is from RefSeq and is a predicted model, not a curated record. Gene Ontology annotation, cellular component: Rad6-Rad18 complex; nucleus. Gene Ontology annotation, molecular function: metal ion binding; single-stranded DNA binding; ubiquitin protein ligase activity.